AUGAUCACAAUGAGAACAAACGUUUUGCUAUUACUUUUGUUGUUGCCUAUGAUUAUGUCUGAUGUUUCUGACGCCUCCUUUGUUCUGAAACUCCGAAAGUUGAUUGCUCCUGAUCCAAACGACACUAAAACAAAGGAUCCAAACCCUGUUGGUGAAAUGAACAAGGUCAAUAGGGGUGGUCCUGUUUCCCCAGUUCCACAACCACAACCUUUACCCAAAGUGGUGAAUGCUGAUGAUAAGCACACUUACCCAGUUCCUCCUUCGAGUGUACCUCCUCUACCGGUAAAGGAUGAUAAGAGUGGUAACAAAGUUAAGAAUAAAGAGAAAGAGACAAAUGAGGGAAAACUUUCACAUUCUACCACCACUAAGACUUGUGAGGGUUUCAACACGUGCACAGAUGAUGGGGACAUGCUUGCCUGCAUUUCAAAAAAUGAUCCCAAAUACUUGGUUGUUCUUCUUCACAACAAAGGAGAUGGCAUCAUCAAAGUGAAGCUUCGCACUGAUUUUGAGAAUAACCUUGGAGAUGUAGAAGUUGACAAAAGUAAAACAGAAGAGAUCAACAUCACACGAAGUAGCGGUGAAAGUACCCAACUGACUUUGAAUGCUGGAAAAGGGGAUUGUGUGCUUCACCUGCUUACUCAUAUACCUGAAAACAACUUUUUUCUUCAUCUUCCUUCUUAUGACAAAAUUUUAACACCAGUAAAUGGUGCCUAUUUCCUCAUAUUGAUGGUCCUAAUCUUUGGAGCAACAUGGGCUUGCUGCGCUUGCAGGAAGAAACGUCAAGAUGAGAUUCCAUAUCAAGAGCUUGAAAUGGCACUUCCUGAGUCUGCUUCAGCUACCAAUGUGGAAUCUGCCCAAGGUUGGGACCAGGACUGGGAUGAUGAUUGGGAUGACAAUGUGGCAGUGAAGUCACCGGCAGCACUUGCUGCAAGCAUAUCGGCGAAUGGCCUCACUUCUAGGUCAUCAAACAAAGAUGGAUGGGAGAAUAACUGGGAUGAUUAG
Molecule: messenger RNA, 1002 nt
Organism: Sphenostylis stenocarpa
Lineage: Eukaryota; Viridiplantae; Streptophyta; Magnoliopsida; Fabales; Fabaceae
Source: the annotation of a GenBank genome assembly